Funneliformis geosporum is the source of this 1362-nucleotide messenger RNA. The record is from the annotation of a GenBank genome assembly. Lineage: Eukaryota; Fungi; Glomeromycota; Glomeromycetes; Glomerales; Glomeraceae.
AUGUCUCAUGAAGUUGAUGCUUGGAAUAGUUCCCUUAAUGUUCCUUUGCAAGAAGAAGACAGAGAAAUCUAUGAUUUAAUUCAAAAGGAGAAAUAUAGACAAUAUUCUGGCUUAGAACUGAUCGCUUCGGAGAAUUUUACUUCCAUGGCAGUUAUGGAAGCCAAUGGGUCUCCAUUAACAAACAAAUACUCCGAAGGUCUUCCUGGAGCUCGUUAUUAUGGUGGCAAUGAGUUCAUUGAUCAAAUCGAGAAUCUUUGUCGUAAACGAGCUCUACAGGCUUUUCAUUUGAAUUCCGAGGAAUGGGGUGUUAAUGUUCAACCUUAUUCCGGAAGUACCGCUAAUUUUGCGGCUUUGACGGCUUUGAUCCAGCCUCAUGAUCGUUUAAUGGGAUUAGACUUGCCUUCAGGAGGACAUUUAACACAUGGUUGGCAAACCUCUAAAAAGAAGAUAUCUUCUUCUUCUAUAUAUUUUGAAUCUAUGCCAUAUCAAGUCAGCUCGGAAAACGGAUAUAUUGAUUAUGUUCGCCUCGAGGAAAAUGCUAAUCUCUUUCGCCCAAAAUUGAUUAUAUGCGGAGCCAGUGCGUACGCACGUGACUGGGAUUACGCUAAAUUGAGAAAGAUCGCCGAUCAACACGGCGCGUAUCUAAUGGCUGAUAUUGCUCAUACCAGUGGUUUAGUUGCUGGAAAAGAGGUCAAUAAUCCCUUCGAAUUAUGUGAUGUAGUUACAACAACUACUCAUAAGACUCUGAGAGGACCACGUGCGGGAAUGAUUUUUUUCCGUAAAAAGAAUGAUUUGGAAACUCGCGUCAAUAAUGCCGUGUUCCCUUCAUGUCAAGGAGGACCUCACAAUAAUACUAUCUCUGCUAUCGCAGUUGCAUUGAAACAAGCUGCUUCCCCAGAAUUCCAACAAUAUGCUAAACAGGUUUGUGCUAAUGCCAAAGCUUUAGGUGAAGCACUUAUCAGUCAUGGUUAUAAAUUAGUUACUGGUGGUACGGACACUCAUCUGGUUCUCUUGGACUUGAGACCCGUUAAGCUUACCGGUAGUAAGGUAGAAAAGAUUUGUGAUAUGGUUAACAUCACUAUAAAUAAAAAUUCUAUUCCUGGUGAUGUCAACAUGUUGGCACCAGGUGGUGUACGUCUUGGAACUUCCGCAUUGACAUCAAGGAGUUUUAAGGAACAAGAUUUCGUCAAAGUUGCAGAAUAUUUACAUCGUAGUAAAAUGAUGAAAGACUUUGUGCUGGCAUGUCAAGAUAAUGAAGACAUAUCCAAUCUGAAGAAUGAAGUGGAAACAUUUUCUACAAGUUUUCCAAUGCCAGGAUUUGAUCCAACCAACUUGUCAAGCAACUUGACUCCGUCUGAAUAA